AUGUCUACUACUACACUUCCCCUAUCUUUAAAGGAGUCUCUAGACAACACUAAAGUCGAGUACCGUCGACUUGGCACCAGCGGUCUAAAGAUAUCAGUCCCUAUAUUCGGAUGCAUGAGUUUUGGUGAUACCAAAGCGCAAUCAUGGGCUGUCGAUGAAGAAAAUGCUCUGCCUCUACUCAAGGCCGCCUACGACAAGGGCUUAAAUACCUGGGACACAGCUAACGUCUACUCCCAAGGCGCCAGCGAGGUUAUCGUAGGGAAAGCCAUCAAGAAAUACAACAUCCCGCGAGAGAAGGUCAUCAUCGCGACCAAGUGCUUCUGGGCCGUGGGCGAAACCCCCGACGUCCGCCAUUACUACACCGGGGAAGCGGUCAACCGGUCCAAGGACUACGUCAACCAGUACGGGCUAUCGCGGGCCGCCAUCUUCAACGCGGUGAACGCGUCCCUGAAGCGCCUGGACACCGACUACAUCGACCUGCUGCAGAUCCACCGGUUCGACCCCAACACGCCCAUCGAGGAGACCAUGAAGGCGCUCGACGACCUCGUGCAGUCGGGCAAGGUGCGGUAUAUAGGGGCCAGCUCGAUGUGGGCGGUCAACUUCGCGCGGAUGCAGUUCGUCGCGGAGAAGAACGGGUGGACCAAGUUCGUCUCGAUGCAGAACCACUACAACCUGCUGUACCGCGAGGAGGAGCGGGAGAUGAACCGGUUCUGCAACGACACGGGCGUCGGCCUGAUCCCCUGGUCGCCGCUGUGCCGCGGCCACCUCGCGCGCCCGUCCGCCGCCUUCGGCUCCACCGAGCGCAGCAAGCUCGAGAAGGACACCGCCCCCGGCUCCCACGGCACCGUCGAGCCCGACCUCACCAUCAUCAAGCGCGUCCAGGAGAUCGCCGACAAGCGCGGCUGGAAGAUGGCCCAUGUCGCUCUCGCCUGGAUCAACAAGCGAGUCGCCAGCCCCAUCGUCGGCUUCUCGAGCAUAGCCCGCAUCGACGAGGCCCUGGGUGCGAAAGACAAGGUCUUGACGGACGAGGAGGAGAAGUACUUGGAAGAGCUGUACCAGCCGAAGCAGAUUUCUGGCCAUGCUUAG
Molecule: messenger RNA, 1086 nt
Organism: Daldinia childiae
Lineage: Eukaryota; Fungi; Ascomycota; Sordariomycetes; Xylariales; Hypoxylaceae
Product: Versiconal hemiacetal acetate reductase
Exons: 2
Coding region: 1-1086 (361 amino acids)
Source: RefSeq, a predicted model, not a curated record